AUGCCGGAAUUAGCUCCCUCCAAUACUCCUCUCCAAAGCAAAGCUGCCACUCAACAGAAAUACCCACCUGUCCCCAAGGUUUGUGUGGUGACUGGUGGAACUGGCUUCGUCGGAUUGAGGCUGGUCGAAAUGCUGGUGGAACGAGGUGCUGAAAAGGUCAUUUCGCUCGACAUUGUCCCUCCACCCGAAAAUGCUUGGAAGCAUCCCAAGAUUGAAUGGCGCAUUGGUUCCAUUACGGAUCUCGAAACCGUCCGCGACGUCUGCAAGGGCGCCGACUGUGUCUGGCACAAUGCCGCUGCCGUCGGGCCCUUUCACCCAAAGCCGCUUUAUUACAAGGUCAACUACGAAGGAACCUUGAACAUUAUGAAGGCCUGUGAAGAAUUCGGAGUCAAGAAGAUUGUCAUGUCCUCCUCUCCUUCCACUCGUUUCACUGGCGAAGAUGUGGAUGGCCUCACCGAAGAACAAAUGCCCCAAAUUCCCCUCAAGAAAUACCUCCAAACGUAUGCGGAAACCAAGGCCAUGGGGGAAGUGGAAAUGCUCAAAAUGGAUCAAUCCAAAUGCAUGACCAUUGCUGUGGCUCCUCAUCAAGUUUACGGUCCUCGGGAUAACCUGUUCUUGCCCAACUUGUUGGAAGCGGCUGGGAAUGGUAAACUCCGUGUCUUUGGAGAAGGAAAGAAUAGAAUUUGCUUUACUCACGUGGACAAUUACUGCCACGGAUUGAUCCUUGCGGAGCGUGCGCUUCAGCCCGAAUCCAAGGUCCUAGGCAAGUUUUACAUUGUCACGGACGGUACCACCCACCCCAAGGGCGAGCAAUACCUCAUCUUUUGGGAAAUUCUGGACGAAGCCAUUGUGGCAAUGGGAUUUACCAGUAUUUGGAAAAAGGUCCAUCUGCCCACCUGGUUGCUAUUUGGACUUGCCUACAUUUGCGAUUUUCUUGGAUCCUUGCUCGGCAAGACUUUCAAAUUGAGCUACUUUAACGUCUUGGUCUUGACCAUGCAUAGGUGGUUUGAUAUUUCGGCCGCCGAAAAGGACUUGGAUUUCAAGCCAAUUAUUGGGUUCCGAGAGGGAUGGGAUGAAACCAAGGAAGUCUUCCAAAAAACUUGGUUGCCCACGUUCCGAAAGGACAUGUCGUUGCUUGGAAUUUCCGACAAGACGCAAGAAAAAAUUGAUAUUCAAGACGGAAAGAAGGAUACCAUGAGUUCUGACAAGCCAAAGGACCAAGUCGAGUCGGUGUAG
Messenger RNA from Cylindrotheca closterium, 1236 nucleotides. NCBI's taxonomy places the organism in Eukaryota, Bacillariophyta, Bacillariophyceae, Bacillariales, Bacillariaceae. The record is from the annotation of a GenBank genome assembly.